This is a messenger RNA of Didymosphaeria variabile, 1638 nucleotides long. RefSeq lists its product as uncharacterized. The coding region runs from base 1 to 1638 and encodes 545 amino acids. The record is from RefSeq and is a predicted model, not a curated record. NCBI's taxonomy places the organism in Eukaryota, Fungi, Ascomycota, Dothideomycetes, Pleosporales, Didymosphaeriaceae. The transcript has 5 exons.
AUGGCAUACUACGGUGGACAGCAGCCGUAUAACUACGCCCCUAACAACAGAUACCAGUCUCCUAUGCCGCCAGGACAACCGCCCAUCCCGCCGCCCUAUCCCUCAGCUUCCGCACAACCGCAACCGCCCUUCUCACCGCCCUACUCUCCCGCGUCGACUCAGGCUCCCUACGGCUCGCAUUCACCAUAUCCUCAACAACAGUCCGGUUACAACAGGCCUCCACCGCCGCCGCCGGGUCAGCCACAGUCGCCGUACCCCGGCCAGCAGAACCAAUACCAGCAACAACCUUACGGACAGCAGGACCAGUACCGACAACAGCCAUACGGACAGCAACAACCUUAUGGACAACAGCAACAGCAACAGCCUUAUGGACAGAACCAAUACGGCCAGCAACCGCCCUAUGGAAAUCCACAUGGUCAGCCUGGACAAGGUCCACCAGGCCAACAACAGUACGGAGGUCCACCUCCAGGCGGUCAAUAUGGUGGAGCCCCACAGCAGCAGGGACCGCCCGGCGACCCUGCCGCAUUCAGACAGCUCCUGCAGGCCUGCAUUCAGGAGAAAGGCCUGCAAUCUUUCUACCCGCCAGGAUCGCCUGUUCUUGAACAGAUCGCACAGAAGGCUCCUCAGCUCAUCAGCCAGGUCAUGUCGCGAUGGAAGCUUCCGAAGGAAAUUGCGAAUGACGUGGUGAAGCUCGCUCUGUACGACAUCUGGCUGUACAUUGAUGAUUCCGGCUCCAUGCAAUUCGAGGAAGGUGGCGAGCGAAUCAAGGACCUGCGCCUUAUUCUGGAGCGGGUCGCUUUCGCCGCGACGCUUUUCGAUGCUGACGGUAUAAACGUCCGAUUCAUGAACACAAACUUGCCCGACAACCUGGCAAAUCACGUAGCACAGGAAGCUCAGAUCGAAAACCUUAUGCGCGGCGUCCAGUUCAAGGGUCUGACUCCCAUGGGAACAAGCUUGAAGAAGAAGGUCAUUGAGCCACUUAUCCAGCAAGCCCGCUCGGGUCAGUUCAGGAAGCCCGUGCUCGUCAUCACAGUUACCGAUGGGCAGCCGGCUGGCGAGCCGCAGAAUGCCGUCUUGGAGGCCAUCAAUGAAGCCGUUCGUUCGCUACCACAAGGCGGUAUCGCUUUCCAGUUCGCGCAGGUUGGUAAUGAUCAAGCCGCCCGUGCGUUCCUAGGAAAGUUGGACGAGGACCCUUCGCUUGAUAAGUUCAUUGACUGCACAUCAAACUUUGAGAACGAGCAAGAAGAGAUGGCCCGGGCGAACCCCCCUGUCGAUCUGACCCCCGAUACGUGGAUCUUGAAGCUUAUUCUCGGUGCCAUCGAUUCCAGCUACGACUCUCAAGACCAGAAGAGCAGCGCCCCCACUGGCGGAUAUGGAGGUGCUCCCCAGCAAGGCUACGGCGGACCCCAAGGCGGCGCUCCUUACGGCCAACCGCCGCAGCAAGGUGGUUACCCUCCACAGGGUCAGCAAUACGGAGCUCCUCCCCAGCAGGGCUACGGCCAGCAGCCUCAGGGCCAAGGGUACCCGCCUCAGGGUCAGUAUGGAGCACCUCCACCAGGUGGUCGCCCUCCGCAAGGUGGUGGCUACCCAGGGCAGCAGCCUCAGUACGGUGCACCUCCCCCAGGCGGUCGCUACUAG